GCGAGAUGCUUCUCAUUCGGGAGAGACAGAGCCGGAGACUCCCCGAGCUCAGGGCAGGAGCGGAGCGUGUUUAUUACCGUACAACGCGGAUGUCCGGACUUCCAGUCGCUCAGCGGUAAGCUGAACCUUUAAGUAAUCUCGUCCUGAGAAACAUUCACUUGGCAAACAUUGGCGGGGGAUCCACGAAUGAACUUUACUUUGGAUUUAUAAAAGUUGUAAUAGUUUGGAACAUGGGUCAGAAAGUAUCAGGAGGUAUUAAGACUGUGGAUAUGUGCAAUUCUCCCUACAGACUCAUGAAGCAAGGUCUCCUUCAAGGACGUGAAUACUGUAAGCCUUCUCGGCUAGACCUUUUAUUAGAUAUGCCUCCAGUAUCUUAUGAAGUACAGCUUCAGCACUCUUGGAAUAAUAACGACCGGUCAAUAAAUGUAUUUGUCAAAGAAGAUGACGAACUUGUAUUUCACCGGCAUCCGGUGGCACAGAGUACAGACGCAAUCCGUGGCAAAACUGGUUACACACGAGGCCUUCAUGUGUGGGAAAUAACUUGGGCAAUGAGAAAUAGAGGCACACAUGCUGUGGUUGGCGUAGCUACAGCAGAUGCCCCACUGCACUCUGUGGGAUAUACCACCCUUAUAGGAAAUAAUAACAAAUCAUGGGGAUGGGACCUUGGAAGGAACAAACUGUAUCAUGACGGCAAAAACCAACCCAGCAGAACAUAUCCUGCCUUCUUAGAGCCUGAUGAGACCUUUAUGGUACCAGAUACUUUCCUUGUAGUACUAGAUAUGGAUGAUGGGACUCUGAGUUUUAUUGUAGGUGGUCAGUAUAUGGGCACUGCCUUUCGUGGACUAAAAGGGAAGAAACUUUAUCCAGUUGUAAGUGCUGUCUGGGGACACUGUGAAAUCCGGAUGCGUUAUUUAAAUGGUCUUGAUCCUGAACCUCUGCCACUAAUGGAUUUGUGCCGACGAUCUGUUCGCCUUGCAUUGGGGAAAGACCGUCUAAACGAAAUACAAGCACUGCCGCUGCCAGCGUCCCUUAAAGGCUACUUAUUGUAUCACUGACACCGGAGUGCUCUGGACUUGUGACCUAUCAGCACUAUGCAUCUGAGGAUUUAAUGGCACAGUAUGGUACAUGACCCCUCGCAUGCUUCCAACUAAAUACCUCAGUUUUUUUUCCAUGUUGGAGCUCUUGAUAAGACUUUUCUGUGAAGGUCAGAUGCCAAGUGAUGUCGUAGACGCGCAGUUUAUGGUUUUAGUCAUUUUGCCUGCUUUCAUUUUUUUUUUUUUAAUCCAGAGAAACUGUUUUUUGUCAUUCAGUGUCACUGUCAUGUUGACUUGUUGUACCUCAUAACACUACGGCCACAAUUUUAGUUUCAGACUCUGCUUUUCACAUCUCAUUUUUAUAGAGCUGACAACUUUCUUUAAAAAUUCCUCUGGAUGUAAAAGUGCAAUAUAAAUAUACAGGUAAUCUAAGCGCCUUUUUAAAUCUCUCUAGAUUUUACAUGUUUAAAGAAUUUUACACGGCAAAAAAAAAAAUCUUUAUGCUGGUUUAACUUUUCUCCCAGUAAUGAUGCUCUUAAAGAGAUGAUAACAUGCUAGAACGACAUUCUUCCAUAUGAUGGUGAUAUUCACUUGUUAGUGCUUACUGUGUAACUCCUGCGCAGCUCACUGCCUGUGACACUAUCUGUAGUGAUUCGCACAACCUCAGCUAAUUGCUGGCCGUUUUCUGCUUACUAUGUCCCGCAAACCUUGUAGCCCCAAAGCAGAAGUCUCUAACUGCAAAAUGCUUUGACAAAUGAAAGCUAUUUUAUUAGAAUGUCAGUUUUUUUUAUUUUAAGGUUUAAUAGCCAAUACUUGUUAUAAUAAACCCAGAGAACGUUUGUUUAUGCAUCUUAGCCUUCUCAUUAUUGAGCAUUUUUAAAAAUAAACUAAAAUAUAAAUGUUACAGGUACAAUGUUUUUUUAAAUGUUUAACUUAAUGUUUGUAUAUAUAUCUGCUGCUGUAGUCUUUGUAUGAAAUCUUCUGUAAAGUGCACAAUGGUGCGAGCACUGAGGGUAGACUAGGUACCAUCUACUCACUGCCUAUAAGCUAUGUUCUUGCCUUCAACGCACAAGAGGGGUUUACAGGAAAAUCUGUUUUGUGCUGCCUACAAUAUAAUGUGCAGGUCGUCUUCCACCUCACAGCAAUAGCUUAAGUCUCCCUACUGUCUGAUAUACAUGUUGUACAGUUUUAAUCUUUAUAAUUCUGUAAUAAAGAAAUUGUUAAAUAUA
Molecule: messenger RNA, 2263 nt
Organism: Bombina bombina (fire-bellied toad)
Lineage: Eukaryota; Metazoa; Chordata; Amphibia; Anura; Bombinatoridae
Gene: SPSB1
Product: splA/ryanodine receptor domain and SOCS box containing 1
Exons: 3
Coding region: 231-1055 (274 amino acids)
Biological process (GO): proteasome-mediated ubiquitin-dependent protein catabolic process
Cellular component (GO): SCF ubiquitin ligase complex
Molecular function (GO): protein binding
Source: RefSeq, a predicted model, not a curated record